Messenger RNA from Oryza brachyantha (malo sina), 1680 nucleotides. RefSeq names its product actin-related protein 3-like. The record is from RefSeq and is a predicted model, not a curated record. Gene Ontology annotation, molecular function: actin filament binding. NCBI's taxonomy places the organism in Eukaryota, Viridiplantae, Streptophyta, Magnoliopsida, Poales, Poaceae. Gene Ontology annotation, cellular component: Arp2/3 protein complex; actin cortical patch. Gene Ontology annotation, biological process: Arp2/3 complex-mediated actin nucleation. The coding region runs from base 141 to 1448 and encodes 435 amino acids. The transcript has 10 exons.
ACCCAUUCCCGCUUCCCUCGUCAACCGAAUCAACCUCCCCUCCCCCCUCCGCGGAUCGAUGGUUCUCAGGGCGGCGGCGGCGGCGGCGGCGGCAUGAGCCGAGCCGACGGGGGCUCUCGUGUGGAACGCAGCCGAGCCAGAUGGACGCCGCCGCGCGCCCCGCCGUCGUCAUCGACAACGGCACAGGGUAUAGCAAACUUGGAUUUUCUGGUAACUCUGAGCCAUGCUUCACCAUCCCUACUGUAGUAGCUGUCAAUGAGUCUUUUCUGGACCAGUCAGAGAUGUGCAGUAGCGCAAAUUGGAUAGCACAGUAUAAUGCAGGUGUCAUGGCUGAUCUGGAUUUCUUUAUUGGAGAUGAGGCUCUAUCACAAUUUAAAUCUAGUGGGAUGUACAGUUUAAAACAUCCAAUUCAUCAUGGUCAGGUUGAUGACUGGGAUACAAUGGAGAGAUUCUGGCAACAGUGCAUUUUCAACUAUCUGCGGUGCAAUCCUGAAGAACACUACUUUCUUCUGACCGAUAGUCCUGUCAGUACACCUGAAAGUCGUGAAUGUGCAGGGGAAAUUAUGUUUGAGACUUUCAAUGUUCCUGGAUUAUAUAUUUCUGUUCAAUCUGUCCUUAGUCUUUCUGCUGGAUACGCCUUUCUGAAAAGUAUUUCUGAUGAGAACUCGGAUUCUGCGUCUGAUAUGACAGGUGUAGUAGUUGAUAUUGGGGAUGGAGCUCCACAUGUGGUGCCAGUUGUGAACGGCUAUGUAAUUGGGAGUAGCAUAAAGUCUUUUCCGUUUUCAGGAAGUGACAUCACACAGUUUGUUUUGCAGCUUUUACAGGAAAGAGGUGAACUUAUUCCACCUGAGGAUUCUUUGGAUAUAGCUCGUAAGGUGAAAGAAAUGCAUUGCUACACUGCUUCAGAUAUUGUCAAGGAGUUCAAGAAACAUGACAAGAAGCCUGAUAAGUACAUCAAACAGUGGUCUGCAAUUAAGCCAAAAACUGGGGUCCCAUACACAAUUGAUAUUGGAUAUGAGCGUUUUCUUGGUCCAGAGAUCUUCUUCCAUCCUGAGAUUUACUCGACCGACUUCUCCACUCCUCUACCUGAACUAAUUGACAGCUGUGUUCAAUCUGCGCCGAUUGACACUAGGAGAGCUUUGUAUAAGAAUAUAGUAUUAUCUGGUGGAUCUACAAUGUUUAAAGACUUCCACAAGAGACUUCAAAAUGACAUAAAGAAGAUAGUUGAUGAGCGUGUUGCCGCAACUAAUGCCCGUCAUCAUGUGGAGGUCAAACCUGUUGAAGUCAAUGUGGUCGCUCAUCCUAUACAGAGUUAUGCAGUUUGGUUCGGAGGUUCAGUAGCUGCAUCUAACCCUGAAUUUUAUGAGUGUUGCCACACAAAGGAAGAAUAUGAGGAGCAUGGAGCAAGCAUCUGCCGGACCAGCACCGUUUUCAAAGGAAUGUACUGAGUUUUCCACCUGUCCAAAUCUCUCGGUAGGAGUUCGUUUAGGUUUCACCAGAUAGAAACAUAGUCAAAACUGAUUCUUUUUUGGCCCAUCCAAAGCAUCGUUGGGUUCAUCCUGAUUAGAUUGAUAGCUCAGAUUGUUAGAAAUUCUCUCUGUUGCUGUGUAUAGCCAGCACUUCCUGUUCGAGGUUAAUGUUUUGUAGCCAAAACCUUGAGCAGGAGCUUUCCCCUUUCUA